AUGUCCAUACGCGUGUCCAUGCGUUACAAGGAAAACCAAGAAGCCGCUGCUGCCCCGAACCAACAACAAGCGGUACCACGAAACGCAUCUUCCGGCAAUGAACAAUGUUGUCCAACAAAAGCCGAUGGUACGCCUGACAUGAGAUGCACGGAAAAUAAAGAAAAAGCGGCUCAGCAACAAUCCCCUUCCGAAACACAACCCAGCACAGACUCUUCAACUGCAACUGGUCCAACAAAGAAUGAUGGGACGCCUGACAUGCGCUAUAAGGAGAAUAAGGAAGUAGCAACUACAGGUGCUGCUGAAGAAGCAACUCAGCCAACACCAUCAGAAACACAAGAUAAUUCAAGAUCAUCGGAGCAAACAGGUCCGUUAAAAGCUGAUGGAACUGCUGAUAUGCGUUAUACAGAGAAUAAGGAGGCUGCAACCGCCGCAGAAGCAUCAAGUCAGCCAGAACCAUCCGAAUCAGCUGGUGGUGUAAGUUCAUCAUCUGAAGCUGGACCAACAAAAGCUGACGGUACACUUGAUAUGCGAUAUUCACAAAAUCAAGACGCAGUAGAGGCUGAGCAAUCGUUAUCAUCAGCCGUAAACAUUGACGGAAGCUCAGGUAUGGGAUUAGAUUCAGUGUCAAUGGGAGAAGGAGCAAACAAUAGUGAUGGGCCGUUGAAAGCCGAUGGCACACCUGAUAUGCGUUACAGUGCCAAUCAGUAA
This is a messenger RNA of Didymodactylos carnosus, 708 nucleotides long. The record is from the annotation of a GenBank genome assembly. NCBI's taxonomy places the organism in Eukaryota, Metazoa, Rotifera, Eurotatoria, Philodinida, Philodinidae.